This is a messenger RNA of Penicillium cataractarum, 915 nucleotides long. Its product is annotated as HVSL domain-containing protein. Bases 1 to 915 code for a protein of 304 amino acids. Gene Ontology annotation, biological process: U6 snRNA 3'-end processing. The record is from RefSeq and is a predicted model, not a curated record. Lineage: Eukaryota; Fungi; Ascomycota; Eurotiomycetes; Eurotiales; Aspergillaceae. Gene Ontology annotation, cellular component: nucleus. The transcript has 3 exons. Gene Ontology annotation, molecular function: 3'-5'-RNA exonuclease activity.
AUGUCCUUGGUGCAAUAUUCCGACUCUGAGUCAGAUGCAGAUGACCAGCCCGCAUCACCUCCCGCCAAGAAACCCCGCCAUGAAGCUCCCUCCAAAGGCCCAGCACUGCCUCCAUUGCCAGCAGCCUUCCACGACCUCUAUGCCUCGAGCACGCGCGUCAGUGUAAAAGAUGACCCGAGCCUCCAUGGUGGCCGGAAACGCGUCAUACCCCAUGUGGAAGGUAACUGGCCGACACAUGUCUAUGUGGAAUCCAAGGAUGAGCUCGCACUCCUUGCAGACCUCAUAGCUCGCGCUCAGUAUCCGGCGGAUCUGUCCGACGACAAUGCUAGUGAAAGUGCCGGCACCCCGCGCCUGCACAGUCUUUUGCACAGUGACCUGGGCGCCCAGCUCCCGCUGCACAUCAGCUUAUCAGCCCCCGUGGUCCUACGUACCGAGCAGCGUGCCUCGUUCACCGAGACCUUGACGAGAAGUAUACGAGACUCGCACAUUCCACCUUUCACCGUCAUCCCGGAUACUCUCAAAUGGGUAUCCAAUCAUGAGCGCACACGCUGGUUCCUAGUCCUCCACGUUGCGCGACCAGCAUCAGAUGGUCUGAAUCGCUUACUUGCGCUGUCGAAUCGGGCACUGGCUGCUUUUGACCAGCCAUCGCUGUAUGCGUCCUCGCGUGGGGCUCGUCGGAACCGUGCGCUGGUCGCACAUGGUCGGGGUCAGGAUCUGAGUGAGUCUGGCGGGGACUACUCGGAUUGCUUUCAUGUUUCGCUGGCAUGGAGCUUGGUCGAGCCUGGUAAGCUGGAUGAGGAGCGUGUGAGGGGGUUGGACUUGGGGGAUGUAAAUAGUAUGAGAGUGAGCUUUGAUAGUGUGAAGGUUAAGAUUGGGAAUCAUGUUGAGAGUGUUGUACUCCCGGCUGAGAUAUGA